This is a messenger RNA of Drosophila mojavensis, 12121 nucleotides long. It is a transcript of the gene NaCP60E, whose product is annotated as sodium channel protein 60E. Gene Ontology annotation, cellular component: voltage-gated sodium channel complex; plasma membrane. NCBI's taxonomy places the organism in Eukaryota, Metazoa, Arthropoda, Insecta, Diptera, Drosophilidae. The record is from RefSeq and is a predicted model, not a curated record. The transcript is spliced from 29 exons. The coding region runs from base 1572 to 10187 and encodes 2871 amino acids. Gene Ontology annotation, molecular function: voltage-gated sodium channel activity; protein binding. Gene Ontology annotation, biological process: sodium ion transmembrane transport; membrane depolarization during action potential; neuronal action potential.
CACACUGACACACACACACAGACUGAGGGACAUACACACUCACACACUCCUACCCACACACACUCACACACAUACACUUAGCGAGUCUGAGAAACAGAGAUUUACAAGUGCAAGCAGCGAAAAAGUCUUCUGCGCCCAAAAAUAGAGUGAAAUGUGCAUAUUGUUGUUGUUGUAAAGCAGGAUAUAACGGAAACUAACCUACAUUUUCGCGCUCUUUCGCACGCUUUCGCACAAGCCAAGACCAAACUAACACAUACACAGCAACGAACGAACGAACGAACAAACACGCACGCACACACUUACAGUAACUGUGACGCCUGUGCUGUUGCGCGCUCGCUCGCACGCGCUUCAAACCAGAAAAAGAAAUCAACAGUAAAUUGUAAUAACACUUCUCGGCUUGAGGUGUGUGCGUGCAACGCCGCCGUCGUCGUCGUCGUCGUCGUCGUUGCCGUUGUCGUCGCCGUCGUCGUCGCCAUUUGUCGUGGUAUGCGUGUGUGUGUGUGUUUGUGUGUCAAACAAUGUGCGUGCCAGCGCUGUUUUCAUUUUUGUUGCUUUUGCCAGCGCCGCUGUGCUUGCUGGGCCAGCAUUGUUGCAUAGAGAGUUGCGACUAAAAUAAAAAUGUAAUUAAUGUAAAAUAUAUACAUACAUACAUACAACAACAACAGAAGCAGCAGCAAGCAACAAGAGUUGAAGAAGAAGAAGAAGCAGCAGUAACAGAAAGCGCAAUAAUAAUAACAAAAGUGUGCCCAGCUGCGGCCAAUUGAAGUAGCCGCUGUAAAAGGAGAAGGGAGCAAAAGGAGAGCAGAAGAGCCAAUUGCAACAAUCGAAUGCAGCCUGCAUAUGUAUGUAUAUAUUGGUAUGUGUAUGCGCGUGUGUGUGUGUGUAUAUAUAAAUAGUAACUAGUGCAUUGGGCAAAUUGAAAUGUAAAUACACACAAACAAACACACAGACACACACUCACACACAUAUGCGUGUGCGCGCGCCUGUGUGCAUAUCCUGUGCGUUGUUCAGCGAUUACAUAAAGAAAACAGCAGCAACAACAACUGCAACAACUGCUACAAACAAAUGCAAUAAAAAGCAAUUAAACAUCUUUUAAGUAAGCCCUAACUACAAAAGCACAAAAUGUGAGGCCAACAACAACAACAACAACAACAACAUCAUCAUCAGCAGCAGCAGCAGCAACAACAACGACAACAACAGCGAUAACAAUAAACGAGGCAACAACAAAGUGUCAGCAACAAAAGGCAAAGGCGUUGAGCCAUGCCCAUUAUUGGAAAUACCCGUCAGACUCAACAGAUUUGCAUAGCUAAAGACGCCGACCGAAGGAUGUCACAAGGCAGGACAUGAGGCGAAUGCAAAAUGCUAACAAAGGCGACAAUAUUAACGCUAAAUGCGACGAUCCCAAUGUCUGAGCAGUGCUAAAGUGUGACAGAGACAGAGUGAACGACAAAGAGAGACAGCGAAAGAGAAAGAGCGAGAGCGAGAGAGUGUGAGGGCGAGAGAGCAUGCAGCUGCGGUAAGAGAGCAACAACAAAAGCAAACAAGGAUAUUAACGAGGACAAUCAGUCAAGAUGAGUGAUGAUCAAACGCUUGCAGCACAGAAUGAUGAUAAAGUUGCCAAACAGCAAGUCGUUGCCUACACGCAAAAGUCGCAGGUCAAGCACGAGAAUCGGCACAUUCAGCUGGUGCGCGAAUAUGGCUUCCAUCCGCGGACGAAGGCCUCCGUGGAGGAUGGCGAUGUGUUGCCACGAAAGUUUGAGCCGUUUCCGGAGGAUAUGUACGGCAAGCCGCUCGAGGAGAUUGACACCUUUAUAUAUGAGGAGACAUUUUGUGUGGUGUCGAAGCGUUUCCGAAAGAAUUAUAUACAUCGUUUUACUGGCACCAAAAGCCUAUUCCUCUUCCAUCCAUGGAGCCCAUGGCGACGAGUCUGUGUCUAUAUAGCAACAAAUCAAUUCUUCGACUACUGUGUAAUGGCAACUAUACUGUUUAACUGUAUAUUCCUAGCCAUGACAGAGACUGUGGAGGAAGCGGAAUAUAUCUUCCUGGCCAUUUACUCAAUUGAAAUGGUUAUCAAAAUCAUUGCCAAAGGCUUUUUGCUCAACAAAUACACCUAUUUGCGUAAUCCAUGGAAUUGGCUGGAUUUUGUUGUCAUCACUAGUGGCUACGCGACCAUCGGCAUGGAAGUGGGAAAUCUGGCCGGGCUGCGAACAUUUCGUGUGCUCCGCGCACUUAAAACGGUAUCCAUUAUGCCGGGCCUGAAAACGAUUAUCAAUGCACUGUUACAUUCGUUUCGCCAAUUGGCAGAGGUCAUGACCUUGACCAUCUUUUGCCUGAUGGUCUUUGCGCUGUUCGCCUUGCAGGUUUACAUGGGCGAAUUGCGCAACAAGUGCGUGCGAAAUGUGCCCACAGAUUGGACGAAUAUAUCGCAUCUGGAUUGGAAAAUCUGGGUAAAUGACACGGACAAUUGGCUGUACGAUGAGGACGAGAUGCCGACGUUAUGUGGCAAUCUGACAGGCGCUCGUCAUUGUCCGAUGGGCUAUAUGUGCAUCUGUGUUGGCGAUAAUCCCAAUCAUGGCUAUACGAAUUUCGACAACUUUAUGUGGUCCAUGCUGACAACGUUUCAAUUGAUUACGUUGGACUAUUGGGAGAAUGUAUACAAUAUGGUUCUAGCUACGUGUGGUCCAAUGAGCGUUACAUUUUUUACAGUGGUUGUGUUUUUUGGCUCUUUCUAUUUAAUCAAUUUGAUGCUGGCUGUUGUGGCCUUGAGCUACGAGGAGGAGGCGGAAAUUACAAAUGAGGAGCGCAAAAAGGAUUUACUGGAUCAUCGAGAUGAUUCCACUUUUAGCUUUGAUCCUUCAGUGCUGAAUGUCAAGAAGCUCAAUAAAAACAAUAAGAAGAAAAUUGAUUCACGCAAAGGCGUGCUGCUCGCCUCCUACAGCAAAAAGAAGACGCGGCGAAAAAAGGGAAAAGCAGGCAAAGACAAUAUCAGCAUUGGCAAUGGCAACGGCAAUGGCAAUGGCAAUGAUCAUGGCAAUGGUAAUGGUAAUGGCAAUGGCAGCAAUGGCAAUGAUCAUGAGCGAUCUAAAGUGCACUCGGCUACGCCGAGUCCAGGACGGAGUCCGCGGCACAGCACCACGGAUCGUCCUUCGGCUUUGGCGCUGCAAGCACAGCAGCAAUACCAGCAAAUGGAGCAACAGCAGAAGCAGCAGCAGCAACAGAAACAGCUUGUUCAAAGCGAAGCAGCUGCAACAUCGCAGCAGCGAACACGCAUCAGCUUUAGAGAGGGUAGCGUUAAGAAUCCCAAUAUGCUGUAUCCCUCUGACUAUAAGGGCCAGCUAAUCACAAGCAGCCGCCAGACGAGUUCCAAUUCAAGUGGAGGCGUCAAUCGGGAAUCCUCUCAAGAUGAUUCGGGCGUGGUGGACGAUCACGACGAACAGGAAACGGGCAACGAAAUGGGUCAUGUCUCUACAGUGGAGCUGGCUCUAUCGCCACGCGAGGUGCGCCUAAUCAAAUGCAAUGGCAACAUAGCGCGCAUUAAGAAUCACAAUGUCUAUGCGCUGCAUCAGGAAUUCUCCUCCGAAGUGGUCGUCAUUGAUGAUCUGCCUGAUCGCAAUUGUGAUCGCUGCGUGCACUGCUGCGCGGAUUACGAGAGCUGGCUGCAAUUCCAGAAUUGCCUUUAUAAGGUGGUGCGUGAUCCGCUCUUCGAGCUGGCUAUUACGCUGUGCAUUGUGCUAAACACCGCAUUUCUGGCCAUGGAACAUCAUGGCAUGAGCGAAAGCUUUCGCAAUGCCUUAGAUGUGGGCAACAAGGUGUUCACAUCCAUUUUCACCUUCGAGUGCAUUGUGAAGCUAAUGGCUCUAUCCAAAGAGUUCUUUCUAUGUGGUUGGAACAUCUUUGAUUUGAUUAUUGUCACUGCCAGCCUGCUUGAUAUCAUUUUCGAGCUAGUUGAUGGUCUGAGUGUGCUGCGCGGUCUACGCUUGUUGCGUGUACUGAAACUUGCGCAGUCUUGGACGACGAUGAAGGUGCUGUUGAGCAUCAUUAUAUCGACAAUUGGUGCGCUCGGCAACCUCACGUUGAUCCUUGUUAUAGUCAUCUAUAUAUUCGCUGUGAUUGGCAUGCAAUUGUUUUCCAAAGAUUAUACACCCGAAAAGUUUGAUCCUGAUCCGGUGCCCAGAUGGAACUUCAAUGACUUCUUCCACUCUUUCAUGAUGAUCUUUCGCAUUUUGUGUGGCGAAUGGAUUGAACCACUAUGGGAUUGUAUGCGUGCCGAAGAGGAGCAAGGUGCUUCCACAUGCUUUGCCAUCUUCUUACCCACUUUGGUGAUGGGAAAUUUUAUGGUUUUAAAUUUGUUCUUGGCUCUGUUGCUCAACAGCUUCAAUUCCGAGGAGCUGAAAUCUAAGAAAGAGAUUUUCAAGAAAAAGGAGGUGGGCGAGGAGUCCAAGCUGGCUCGCAGCAUAGAACGCGUGCGUGAUUUGAUAAGAAAGAAGCGGCAGGAGCGCAAGGAUCGUAAGGAGCGUAAAUUUGCAGAAAAGUUUCAGCAAAUCGUGCUCGAGGCACAGCAGCAGGCGCACUCUGGAACGGUGGCAGUGAGAGAAAUUGAUAAGCCAGGUCUGCUGGAGGAAACAAAAUUUCAUAGAUUAAGCUAUCAGGAAUCUAUGAAUCGUCCCGUUUCCGGCUCCGAUUUUGGCUUUCAAAUUCCACUCAACGAUGGCCUGCACACCAUAGUCGAUGGCCUGGAAUAUGAUGAGGAGCCAGCAGCACAGCAUCAGCAGCAACCUGUAGCUGAUUCCCUGCCACCCACAUAUGAGUGCGCCAUGCUGCACGCCUCGAGCAAUGGCGUUGCCUCCAAUCUAACGCCCGUGGCGGCUGCUGAUCGCAGCCGAUUACAGCAUCAAAUCUCCUCGGGCGUGGGCACACAACAGAAUGAUUCGCUGCAGAACGAUUCGGCGACAUAUACGGAAUCCAUUGAGCUGCGUCUGCUGGGCCAAUACAAUUCCACAGAUACAGAUCCGUACGCCUAUGCAGCGGAUCAGCGCAGCGGCUCGCUGCAAGACACCGACGAAGCCUUCAUCAAGUAUCAGAAAUCGCUGCUAACACGUUCGCCUAGCUAUCGCAAAUCCCUCGAUCGUCUAUCCCAAUCCAGCGGGCAGUCGCAACGCUCUCUGUUGCCCUCGCGCAGUCUCAAAUCCGAGGAGAGUGCCAUGCGAAGACACUCCAGUGGGCACUCGCUCAACUCCAUUUCACUGGAGCAGGAUGAGCUGCUGUCACAGCAGGCGAAUUUGCGCGAGGAGCUGCUCAAUUGCGAUCAGAAGGAAUUGUUUCAGUUUCUGCAAGAGGACGAAGAGCUCUUGGGCAAGAAGAAGCCCACGACGACAAGCAGCAUCAAGUCGAAUCUUAGCUAUAUCUCCAAUUCCAUAAUGCAAACCCUGGACUCGAGGCACAGUGGCAGCCAUUCCAAUGGCCAGCAGGAAAGCGAGCCGCUGAUGGAACAGCACUCUGAAUUUGACAAUAUCAUACAGAGUUUCGAAAAAGAAUUGGAAGAGAUUAAGCGCUCGACUAGCUCGCUGGAGAGAAAGAUUUCAACACUCUCCGAGCCUUCGCCUGCAGCGGAUGAAGCAACCAAAGCGAUCAUGGAUCACAUAGCGAUCAUAACUGGCGCCUCGGAACGCACAGCUGCCGAUGAGGUAGUGCAUCCAUUGAAUCCCUACGAUAGCUACGAUCUGUCCACUGUGCCCCGACGCUCUCAAUCUGUCAGCGCUGCCGCCCAGCGACAAUCCGUAAAGCUCAAACGGCGUAGCUUAGAGAAGCAGCGCAAGAUCGACGAAGACUUUAGCAUAUCGAAUGAAAUACGCAAAAUCUGUGAUCAAAUACACGCCCCCUUUGCCGCAAUGGAGGCGCUGGCUGUAGCGGCGACCAGCGGCAGCCAUCAAUCCGGCAGCCAGUCGCCCUUCAUGAGACGGAAGAACGAUCCAUUUAGCGUGCAGUUCGAUCGAUUCAAGCGGCUGUCGCUGAUUGAGCGCGUCGAGGAGCUGCCCGAGGAGGAUAAGCCCAUAUCGACGCUGCGCAUUGAAUCGGAGAAGAUGCCGCGCAAGUUUCUUAACAGCGACAAACUGCGCAUGGACAGCCUCUCGCUGAAGAGCACCAAUUCGUAUGAGAACCUACUGAUACAGAAGCAAAUGUGUAGGGAUGCUGCCAAGCAGCCAGCCACGCCGCCCACGUCUUUGAAAUCGAGCAUUGAGCCGCCGACACUGGCGCAAAUUUCAUCGCUGAAAGCAACACCGCCGCUGGCUGCUUUGACUGAGCACCAGCAGCACUAUCAUGCGACAAGCAUACAGCAAACCACAACGCAAGCUGCCACAGCAGUAACAGCAACAGCAGCAACAACAACAAAGGCUGCGAGCACGGCUGUGAGUAGUAAACAACGCCGUGCCGAGCAUCCACAAUCGACAUUAGACAAAGCCGCUUCCUUUCAAUCGGCACGCACCGAGUCGCACAGCUCCGGCACAGCUUCACAUUUAGCUCUGCCCGGAAUGGGCAGCAGCAACAACACCAACAAUCGCCAGCAAGAGUUGCUUAGAGCUUCGAGCAGCGAGAAGACUGAGCCGUCGUUAAGCAAACCAUCGACGUUUGCACGACUCACCGAAAAACCAUGGCAUUGUCUGGUAUCCUACGUAGACGAUCUCACUGUCGGUGGGAGACGUAACUCGCAGGGCGCCUACAAUGAUCCCAUGACUUUUCCAAGCUUUGGCCAGGCAAAGCCGCCAAAAGUGCCAGACGAUUGUUUUCCACAAAAGUGCUACGAGCACCUGUAUUUCCGUUGCCCCUGGUUCAUGUCCUGCAUGGAUACGCCGAGUGCCAAGCAUUGGACACGCGUGCGUACGGCUGUCUUGACGGUUGUCGAUACUCCAGCCUUUGAGUGGUUUGUGCUAGUGUUGAUCUUUGCGUCUAGUAUUACGCUCUGCUUCGAGGAUAUCUAUUUGGAUAGCAAUAAGACUUUAAAGCGUGUGCUCUAUUGGACCAAUUUCUCCUUCUGUCUCAUCUUCGUCGUGGAAAUGGUGCUCAAGUGGUUGGCUUUGGGAUUUUCCAAAUAUUUCACCAGCUUUUGGACUAUACUCGACUUCAUUAUAGUUUUUGUUUCGGUUUUCUCGCUACUCAUUGAAGAGAAUGAGAAUCUUAAGGUUCUGCGUUCUUUGCGCACUCUGCGCGCGUUACGUCCGCUGAGAGCCAUCUCUAGGUGGCAAGGAAUGCGGAUUGUAGUAAAUGCUCUCAUGUAUGCAAUACCAUCAAUUUUCAAUGUACUUUUGGUUUGUUUAGUUUUUUGGUUAAUUUUCUCAAUAAUGGGUGUACAAUUCUUUGGUGGUAAAUUUUUCAAAUGCGUCAAUGAGUUGGGCGAAUUGCUGCCGAUUACUGAGGUCAACGAUAAAUGGGAUUGCAUUGAGCAAAACUAUACGUGGAUCAAUUCGAAGAUCACCUUUGAUCAUGUCGGCAUGGGCUAUUUGGCUCUACUGCAGGUGGCCACCUUUGAGGGCUGGAUGGAGGUGAUGGCGGAUGCUGUGGAUGCGCGCGGCGUCGAUUUGCAACCUCAGCGCGAGGCCAAUUUAUAUGCGUAUAUUUAUUUUGUUAUCUUUAUUGUGUGCGGAUCGUUCUUUACACUCAAUCUAUUCAUUGGAGUUAUCAUUGAUAAUUUCAAUAUGCUCAAGAAGAAGUAUGAAGGAGGAGUGUUGGAAAUGUUUCUCACCGAAUCUCAAAAACAUUAUUACACCGCUAUGAAAAAAUUGGGACGAAAGAAACCACAGAAAGUUAUUAAGCGACCUAUAAAUCAUUUUUUAGCUAUGUUUUAUGAUUUAUCCAAUUCGAGAAGAUUCGAAAUAGCGAUCUUUGUACUGAUUUUUCUAAAUAUGCUUACAAUGGGCAUUGAGCACUACGAUCAGCCCCAUGCUGUGUUCUUUAUACUAGAAGUGAGCAAUGCAUUUUUCACCACGGUCUUUGGACUAGAGGCCAUAGUCAAGAUUGUGGGUCUGCGCUAUCAUUACUUCACGGUGCCUUGGAAUGUCUUUGACUUCCUGCUGGUGUUGGCCUCCAUCUUUGGCAUACUCAUGGAAGACAUCAUGAUUGAUUUGCCCAUCAGUCCGACGCUGUUGCGUGUGGUGCGCGUCUUUCGCAUUGGCCGCAUCCUGCGUCUCAUCAAGGCGGCCAAAGGCAUACGCAAGCUCCUAUUUGCUUUGGUCGUCUCGCUGCCCGCCCUCUUCAACAUUGGCGCCCUGCUCGGCCUCAUCACAUUCAUCUAUGCCAUAUUGGGCAUGUCGCUGUUUGGACAUGUCAAGCUGCAAGGCGCGCUGGAUGACAUGGUGAACUUUCAGACGUUCGGCCGUAGCAUGCAAUUGCUGUUCCGUCUGAUGACGUCGGCAGGCUGGAAUGAUGUGCUGGAGUCGCUAAUGAUACAGCCGCCGGAUUGUGAUCCGUUCUUCAAUAGGCAAACGAACGGCGAUUGCGGCCAUCCGCUGCUGGCGAUCACCUACUUUACGAGCUUCAUAAUAAUCAGUUAUAUGAUUGUGAUUAACAUGUACAUUGCCAUCAUUCUGGAGAACUUCAAUCAGGCGCAUCAGGAAGAGGAGAUUGGCAUCGUUGAAGACGAUUUGGAAAUGUUUUACAUACGCUGGUCCAAAUAUGAUCCACAUGCCACCCAAUUUAUACACUUCUCGCAACUGUCCGAUUUUAUUGCCUCACUCGAUCCACCAUUGGGCAUCUCGAAGCCCAAUAAUGUCGCUUUAGUGUCAUUUAAUCUACCCAUCUCGAAGGGUAAUAAAAUACACUGUCUCGACAUUUUGCACGCGCUAGUUAAGCACGUGCUAGGUCAUGUCGAGGAGACCGAUAACUUCAAACAGUUGCAGGAACAAAUGGAUGUCAAGUUCAAGAAACAGUUUCCAACACGAAAAGAAUUGGAAAUUGUUUCAUCAACACGGAUCUGGAAGCGCCAGGAAAAGGCAGCAAAGACCAUACAGACCGCAUGGAAGGACUAUUUGCGGCGCAAGAGUGAAAAGGAACGCUCCAAUUCGGGCGAUAGCGCUACGCAAAACUCUAGUCCAGGCGGCUGGCAAUCGAAGCUCUCCGCGCUCAACUUCUUCCAUCUGCAGGUAAGCCGUCGUGGCACUGCCUGCUCCAGUCGCGCCUCCUCGCGCAAGUCCUCACGCGCCUCGGAUGGCUCUGAUCUGAGUGAACUCGCUGGGCCUUGGCUAAAUUUGCCUUUGAUGCUCGUCUCUGGUGCGGAUGAUGUAGUCAAGGAUAUCAAACAGCAAAGCGAUGAACUGGGCAAACGCGGUAGCAUAUUUGUGGAAGCGCCUCGAGCAACUCGUCGCCGAAGCUUUUAUAAUUUCUUUUUGCGUCAUCAGGAUGCUGUCGAUGACAGCUUAACCUCACCUUCAGUACAUAGAAAAACAGCAAUGAACACCAGCAACAACAACACAACCUCAAUCUCCACAUCCGGCACAUCUGCCUCCGCCUCUACCUCUGCCUUCGUCUCUGCUAGCGCCUCUACCGUUGAAAGCGACAAGCAAACGCAACACCAUCAACAGAUGGCGCCAACUCCAACGCGUAAGCGCGCCUCUAGUUUUAUACGCAAGAAACCGCCCCUAGAAAGAGGUUUGUCAGCACAAAGCGCUUUAAGAGUUAACAAGAACGCUUAUGUCUCGGAUGCCCCGGCACCGGAGGUGAUUGUGACGAAACCAUCGCCAGAGCAGCAAAAACAUCCGCAUGUCCAUGCGCUCAGCCUACGGCCGGACAAUGCGACGCUCGUUCAUGUACUGGUGCAUCGUGAGAGCGAGGAGUACAAGGAGGACGAUGAAUGCAGCCUCUCCUCCCCGGGCCAAGGCUCAGCAAAUGGCAGUGGCCAUGACAAGCCGAAACCGCCGCAAAUACGCAUCAACACUGGCUCAAUGGAGAGCGGAAUGGAUGCCUGCCUAAUGCCCACAGUGCAGAUAAUGGUCGACAGCCCAAAGGAGCCGCCUCGCGGCGACUUCAGUGCUGCCUAUACACCGACUGUCGAUGUGGAUGCGCCCAUUGAUGUGAAUGUACAAGGAGAUACAUCGCAAGUGUUUUACGAAUACAAUCCCGAGUCGAAUGUGGAUAAUAGCAAUGAUAUACAGCCCAUGGAUGCAAAGCUGCCGGAUACCGACGAUAAGCAGAGAUGACCUUCAGUUAAUGUGGCAGAGCCAGAUAAGGAACAGAAGCAAGAGAAGCGUUCAAGCAGCAGCAGCAGCAGUAAAACGAGCAGCUGCAGCAGCAUUAACAGCAACAGCAGCAGCAGCAGCACCUCAUCAGCUAGCCAGUCAAAUGGACAGCGUCCAAGUUGACAAACUCCAGUCUGAGAGCAAUUUUCACGUGCAUUUUGGAAGAGUACUUAUAAAUGCUUAGACCUAGGAACGGGGCAAACGUUUUUGUCCCACUUGUUAUUCUAGUCGACUAUAUAUAUACACAUAUAUAUAUAUAUAAAGUUGCUUUAUAAGAUACUUAGACAGAACUAUCCAAUGUUUACAUCAUUCUAUACACAUACAUAUAUAUUUAAGCCUUGGCAACAGUGCGCUGUGCGUCCAGCCAAGUCUAGCCUAGCCUAGUCUUAGAACUAGAAUUAGCUUAGUUUUAACAAGAAAAUCAAUAUAAACUCUGUGUUAACAAAACGUGCAUUAUACCGUACAAGUGCGUACACGUUGUAAUACUCAAAAAUCAAAUCAAAUAGAAAACACUAACAUUAACAUAAACAUAAACAGUAAAACUUAACAGUAACAUUAACAUUAUAUAUGAUAGAUGUAUGUAUAAUUAGAUACUAGUUAAAACGGUUGGAUUUUCGUUAUGACAGUCAGUCAGUCAGUCAAGUGGCUUUAUCAGCCGAUUUCGAAAGAUAUUUUAAAGGUUGUUUUUAAUUAUACAAUACGAAUACAAAUACAAAUACGAUACGAAACAUUCUUACAUGGGUAUAUAUACAUAUAUAUCGAUAUAUACAUACAUAACUUAACAAUCGCGUUGUAGACAUAGGCUUAGAGUUUGUUUUUCUUCAAUGCAAUACAUACAUAAACAUAUAUAUACGUAUAUUGUAUACUACGAUAUAUGUAUAUGUAUAUAUAUAUUUUGUACAUAUGCCAAAGGAAGUAUUUUAAAGCUAAUUAUUAGAGAGUAUUCAUAGUAAUAUAUUAAAAGAAUUAGUUAGCGAGAAUCGAAUUGAAAUAUUUAUGAGAAAAGAAAGAAAGAAUUUCCCUACUUUUUCCCUACAUUUUUGUGUUUGUUUAUUUUGAUUUGAUAGCUUAAGCAUAUAGUACAAAGGAGAAGUAUUAAGAAUUGUAGUUUUCAAUACUCUUUGCAAACUAUCUCACAACUAUUUCUCAGAACUCAGAAAUUUCCAGAUCUCAAAACUAAAAAAAAGCCAAAAAUACAAAUAAUGUCAAGUGAUUUAGAAUUCCAAAAAGUAAACUAAAGCAAUUUAAACAGAAUCAUCUAAUAGCUAAGACCCAAUCGGGUGUUAUUACAUAUUCCAUAUGCCACAUACGAUAUCUAUGACACAGUAACACUUGUCUGAUAAUGUUUUCUUCUUUCUGUAACCAAAAUAAGCAGCCAGUUUGAACCGCAGUCCUACCUAAGCAAUGUGCAUUGAUACUACCUACGCUAUAUCGAAUAUAUACCAUUAGGGCAUAAAAUGAUUUUAUUUAGUAUUUAAAAAGAAGAAAGGAAUUUCUUACAUAUUAUAUGUAUAUAUAUUGAAUUGUGAAAUCAAAAUUUGCAUAAAUGCUCUUCUAUACAAGCUUCCACAAAAUGACAUUUGAUAUCAUGUAUAUAUAUAUGAUAUACUAUACAUUGAAAAUAUACACUAUAUACUAUUUUAUUAGGCCUAGGCCACGUUUCAAAGAAACAAAAGUGAAUUAUGUUUAGUUUAGCUGCAUGCAAUCAAUCAUAUGUUAAGUUUUUAAUGAGCCCCCUCCUACACGCGCCCACUCAUCUAAUAUACAUGUACUAUAUAUAUAUAUAUAUAUAUAUAUAUAUAUAUAUCUAUCUAUCUAUAUACAACAGACAAUCAGACAGACGAUUGAUCGUAAAUUGAAAUUAUGGUACCAACUACAAAUCGUUUUCUCCAGAA